UGGUAAACAGACGCCACGGCAAAGUCACUCCGCUCAUCCCACGAGGGGAUGGGGCAGGCAACAACUCAUAAAAUUAAGCGAUUUGGAUGUGAGUUAGUCUAACUGCGAGGAUCGCCGCGUUAACAGCUCGCUCGUUGUCUCCCUCACACCCACGCGCGUCCGUAUUCUCGUAUACACCCACACAAACGACCAAACGCUUGGUUCGUUCAGUACCACGGCAGAGUCGGCCCGUUCCGCGCAGACUUGACAUCAUUAAAGUGACUCUAUUAUUCCGUUCCCGCCGAAAUGCGUUGACAUUAGAAUUCGGAAGUGUGAACAUUCUUUGUUCAAAAUUUGUUUUUUUUUUUCUUAUAAUUUGUGCUAGUGUUGUAAACAUUGGAUGUGGAUGCAUUGAAACAUCAAACAGCAUCAAACGCCGCACAGCCAUUAAACCGAUUCGAUCAUAAAAACAAACAUGAAACACUAUUUCCGGACCUGAACAGAAAGGGACACACAUGAGCGAAGACACCGAGAAAGAAAGAGACAUGCAAACCGUCGCCUACAACACACCCAACAUUAUAGAGCAAGCCGACAGCAGACUCAUAGAAGCUCACAAUUUCUGCGAUGCAGAUUAUCUAGAUAGCGAAAGAAUUGAAGUAGAUGAUGAUAAAGAACUAGUUAUAGCUGAUGAAUCUCGGGAAGACCAAAUAGAUGAUAAUAAUCAGAACAUAGAUGUAGGAACAGAAGAGAAAGUACAAGAUUUCGAGCUAUCAUGGCAUCCGCACGUGUACGGGAAACCGCCAAAAAAGCCUACACCGCAUUCAAUAGAAUAUAUAUUAGGGUUAAACCAGAAGUCAACCGUGAGUCAGUUGAUGAGUGUGAAGAGGUUCGAGGUGAAGAAACACUUGUACAAGAGUGCUCAGGUGCAAACGGAGCGAGUGAUGAGUGUGCACAAGAACAAGCUUCAGGAGCAGCUGCUGCAGAGAGUGAGAAAUAGUGAGUGUGAGUUCGUGAAGGAGGAACCACUGAACCUCUCCGUGCCCAAGAGAGACUGGGAAGAAGAAAAAAAAGAUUCCUCUAAGCUUAUCAAGCGUAAAAAAUCAACGGAAGAUGUUCGUUCCCCCCUGGGAGGUGAGGGCUCGCUAACCAGCGAGGAGGGCGAGGACGGCGGCGCGCGCCGCAAGAAGGCCCGGACCACCUUCACCGGGAGGCAGAUCUUUGAGCUGGAGAAGCUGUUCGAGGUCAAGAAGUACCUGUCUUCUGGAGAGAGGGCUGACAUGGCGAAGCUGCUUAACGUUACCGAGACUCAGGUAAAAAUAUGGUUCCAGAACAGAAGAACGAAAUGGAAGAAAAAAGACAAUAUAACGAACGCAGAAGUAGCAGAAUUCAAACAGCAGAACAAGCCCGAAGAAAAAAAAGAAGACUUAAAAGAACUAAAAGAAGACCCUUUAGCUAUAGACAUGUCCAAAAAGAACUGCAAUAAGAUACUCACGGAAAAAUUAAGGGGUACUAAGCCAGUCACCCAAAGUGUUGUGCCAAAACCGAGGAAAGUUGAAAAAGGUGUAAUAUUAGAAAGCAUUUGUGAUGCUAAUGACAUAGAAAGUAGGAUAUCUAUCACUAAGAUUACCAAUAAGUUGUCAAGUACGGAUAUUUCCGAGAUAGGAAAGGUCUCAGUUAAGAGUUUUAACCCUGAGGAAGUAAAAGAAAUUAAAUUUGAUAGUAGAGACGUAGAAAUGUGAAAUUUUUAAUACUGUCAAAUUAUUUUCGAAUUUUGAGGUGCUAAUCAUAGAAAAUCGCAUUGAAAAAAAUACUGGAAAAAUAAUCGCUAGCUAUGGCAUCUCAUU
Messenger RNA from Cydia strobilella, 1823 nucleotides. RefSeq names its product homeobox even-skipped homolog protein 2 (gene NK7.1). Gene Ontology annotation, molecular function: RNA polymerase II cis-regulatory region sequence-specific DNA binding; DNA-binding transcription factor activity, RNA polymerase II-specific. The record is from RefSeq and is a predicted model, not a curated record. Gene Ontology annotation, cellular component: nucleus. Gene Ontology annotation, biological process: cell differentiation; regulation of transcription by RNA polymerase II. The transcript is spliced from 4 exons. Bases 495 to 1718 code for a protein of 407 amino acids. Lineage: Eukaryota; Metazoa; Arthropoda; Insecta; Lepidoptera; Tortricidae.